AUGUUCGCUAUAACAGAGCGAUCCUCUCCAGCUCUGCCAAUUGAGCUGCUAGAGGUCGUAGUGGAUGAGCUGGGAUCACAGGAGGAUCAGGAGAGUCUACGAUGCUGUGCUCUAGCACACAGCGUCCUGCGCAAGAGGUGUCAGCAGCACCUGUUUUCGUCCAUUGUCCUCAUGGUACCGCCAUUCUCUCUCACGCGGAAAACCCCCUGCCAGCGUUUGCUCGACAUCUUGCGCCGCUCGGGUCAUCUGGCGGACUAUAUCAACUCCAUUCGCGUCGAAAAGUCCUCACCGACGCUCUUCCCAAGCGAUGACCCUCAGGCUGUACCGUGCGGCGUAGCUGGCGAGACCGCGCUCUUGCAGCUCCUGCCGAUGCACGGGAAAGUGCGGAUCGUCGAGUUCAGGUCGAAAAGGUACUCCUCCCCAAAUCCUGACGAUUGCAACUCCCUGGCCUCACUUUGCCUGCCAUCCGUAGAGGCUCUGAUAUUGUGGGAUGUCAACUUGUCGCUGGCCCAAUCCAAUGACUCAGCAACGGUACCUCUGGUAUCGCCGAGGAUACAAGAACUUGAAGUACAGGGCCCUUCCGCUUCGUUCUUCAUCGACUUCCUGGACCUUCUUCGAACACUCAACUCUCCCGCCUUCGGUAAUCUCACAACACUGAGGAUAUGUCGCCUCGGCUGCACGUUCUCGCAUAUCAUCUCGAUGAUUCAUCGCUGCAAGCAUAGUCUGGAGAGGCUGGAGAUAGCCAACCCAAUGGAACGGGAUACGGGCAUGCUAGACCUUUCUCAGAUUCCACGAUUGCAGCACUUGUCCAUUAUCUCGGUAUGGAUCGAGAACAUGGCCGACGUGUCGUCACGAUUCCUCCGCAUGCUUCGGACCAUCCGUUCGCUCUCGCGGCUUACUAUCGCAUUCCUACACAACUGGGACGAUGUCUUUACGCAUAAUCCGCACGAGUGGGCGAAUCUCGACGAAGUAUUCGGCUGCGCGGAUAGACAUAUCGGGCAUGUCUCUCUCUAUGUGAAUUACCCCAAGGCGCCUCGUGCUGUGGUGGAUCGCACAUUGGUGAAGAGCUUACUUCCACGUCUGCAUGGACGCUUAGGGGAUAAGUUGGUCGUUGUGAGCGGCAUGUGGGAGCAUGGCUAUCUGUCGUAG
Molecule: messenger RNA, 1149 nt
Organism: Schizophyllum commune H4-8
Lineage: Eukaryota; Fungi; Basidiomycota; Agaricomycetes; Agaricales; Schizophyllaceae
Exons: 4
Coding region: 1-1149 (382 amino acids)
Source: RefSeq, a predicted model, not a curated record